Messenger RNA from Henningerozyma blattae CBS 6284, 1635 nucleotides. It is a transcript of the gene CCT6, whose product is annotated as chaperonin-containing T-complex subunit CCT6. Gene Ontology annotation, cellular component: chaperonin-containing T-complex. NCBI's taxonomy places the organism in Eukaryota, Fungi, Ascomycota, Saccharomycetes, Saccharomycetales, Saccharomycetaceae. The coding region runs from base 1 to 1635 and encodes 544 amino acids. Gene Ontology annotation, biological process: protein folding. The record is from RefSeq and is a predicted model, not a curated record. The transcript has a single exon. Gene Ontology annotation, molecular function: ATP hydrolysis activity; ATP-dependent protein folding chaperone; ATP binding.
AUGUCAUUACAAUUGUUGAAUCCUAAAGCAGAAUCUUUAAGAAGAGAUGCUGCCUUAAAAGUUAAUAUCACAUCCGCAGAAGGUUUGCAAUCAGUGUUAGAAACUAACUUAGGUCCAAAGGGUACUUUGAAAAUGUUAGUUGACGGUGCAGGUAACAUAAAAUUGACUAAAGAUGGUAAAGUUCUUUUAACUGAAAUGCAAAUUCAAUCUCCAACUGCAGUUAUGAUUGCUCGUGCUGCUGCAGCUCAAGAUGAAAUUACAGGUGAUGGGACUACCACCGUUGUAUGUUUAGUAGGGGAAAUGCUAAGACAAGCUUAUAGAUAUAUUCAAGAGGGUGUUCAUCCAAGAAUAAUCACUGAUGGGUUUGAAAUCGCAAGAAGAGAAACUUUGAAAUUUUUAGACGAAUAUAAGAUUCAAAAAGAAUUAGAUCGUGAGUUUUUAUUACAAGUAGCUAGAUCUUCUCUAGCAACUAAAGUAAACCCAGAAAUUACUGAAGUUUUAACUCCGAUAGUGACUGAUGCAGUCUUAAGUGUUCAAAAUAAAGAUACAAAGAAUUUAGAUCUAUAUAUGGUAGAAAUUAUGCAAAUGCAACAUCUAUCUCCAAAGGAUACAGUAUUUGUAAAAGGUUUAGUAUUAGAUCAUGGUGGCAGACACCCUGAUAUGCCAUCAAGAGUAGAAAAUGCGCAUGUAUUGAUUUUAAAUGUUUCUUUAGAAUAUGAAAAAACUGAAGUCAAUUCUGGUUUCUUCUAUAGUACAGCUGAUCAAAGAGAUAAAUUAGCUGCUAGUGAAAGAAAAUUUGUCGAUGAAAAACUAAAGAAAAUCAUUGAUUUAAAAAAUGAAGUAUGUGGCUUAGAUUCAAAUCAAGGGUUUGUUAUUAUUAAUCAAAAGGGUAUCGACCCAAUGUCACUAGAUAUUUUGGCAAAGCAUAAUAUUUUAGCCUUAAGAAGAGCUAAGAGACGUAAUAUGGAAAGAUUACAGCUGGUUACCGGUGGUGAAGCUCAAAAUUCUGUAGAUGAUUUAUCUCCCUCCAUUUUAGGUUUCGCUGGCUUAGUUUAUCAAGAAAAUAUUGGUGAAGAAAAAUUCACUUAUGUCACGGAACCAAAAGAUCCAAAAUCAUGUACAAUUUUGAUUAAAGGCUCUACCCAUCAUGCAUUAGCUCAAACUAAGGAUGCUGUUAGAGAUGGUUUAAGAGCAGUAGCUAAUGUUUUAAAAGAUCAAUAUGUUAUUCCAGGUGCAGGUGCCUUCUUUAUUGCUGCAUCUGAACAUUUAAAGAAAGCAAAUAUGGUUAAAUUAGGAGCCAAGGGUAAAACUAAAACAGGUAUUGACGCGUUUGCCGAAGCUUUACUAGUUAUUCCAAAGACCUUGGUAAAAAACUCUGGUUAUGAUGCAUUGGAUGUUCUGGCUUUAUGUCAAGAUGAAUUACUUGAUGCUGAAGAUUCAGAAGAGCGUAGAUUCGUUGGUGUAGAUUUAAAGAUGGGUGAUUCUUGUGAUCCAACAAUUGAAGGUAUCUGGGAUUCUUAUAGAGUGAUUAGAAAUGCAAUUAGUGGUGCUAAUGGUAUCGCUAGUAAUUUAUUAUUAUGCGAUGAAUUACUAAGGGCCGGUAGAUCCACUUUAAAAGAAGGUCCGCCACAAUAG